AAAAACAAAAUCAUAAUGGCGUUGACCAUGAAGAGUUGCUAUUGGAUCGGAGCUCUGGACAAAAGUAGAAAAUGGCAACACCUUCCAAAUUAUACAGCAGCUGCUCUCUGUUAAUGGCGUUUCUGUUUGCUUAUUCCACAGCUGUUCAGUUUAACGAUCCUGAUUGGUAUUUGUGGGUUCCACUUUAUGGCUGUGCUUGUGCUGUGAAUCUUCCCAACUGGGUUAUCUCCUCAGAAACCAUAGGUUAUGUUGCCAAGGCUACACUGGGACUUGGAAUUUAUUUGUGGGUAAAAGUGGUAGCAGAGGAUUAUGUGAAUGGAAUUGCAGGGUUUCUCUCUCUAGAUUUAAGUGAGAGAGUGGUGAGGGAGAAAACAGGAAGUGGAUUGGUUAUGGCUUCCAUGAUUUUAGUGCUAAUGGCAGAAUCACCAUCCCCAAAACUUCACAGAACAUCAAAAAGUUUAAGGCCCUUUCCAAGAUAUCUCCCAUGUGGAAUGGCAACGUUGGUGGCAUUUAGUUAUGGGCUUCCCGUUUUCUUCUUCUUGGUUCAGAAGGGGAAAAUGAAAUUCUGAAUCAUGUUGGACAAAUUUUACUCUCAAAACUUCAAAUGGGAGAGAAUAUUUUUCAGAAGUUC
Molecule: messenger RNA, 631 nt
Organism: Momordica charantia (bitter melon)
Lineage: Eukaryota; Viridiplantae; Streptophyta; Magnoliopsida; Cucurbitales; Cucurbitaceae
Product: transmembrane family 220 helix protein
Source: RefSeq, a predicted model, not a curated record